UAGCGAUGACGUCUACACGAGCCAGCUCAAGCUCAUCCUCGUCCACAGGGGUCCGCGCGAUCACCCUUGACAAACCUCUUCAUGCAGAUUGCGCACUCCACCUGCUUGUCUGCCUAUGCCAGUGUCGAGAGUCGGCGUGAAGUCAACGGGGCAUCUGGUCCUUGUUCAAGGUCAGGCGGGCCCUCGACAUUACUAACGUCUAUGGAAACGAGCAGAGGCUCAUGUUUGUCGCAGCUAGUGCCGGUCUAUGUCCGUGAUAGGAACUUGUAGACGAUGCGCUCCAGGGCUCGAUCGCGUUGUGCAGCGUAAGCGGUUCGCACAUGGUGGAUGAGAAGCGUGAGGAAAGUGAGCAGCGAAGGAAGUAGGAGCGUGAGUAUGAAGGUGAUGAUGGGGCUGCGAAUUUGGGUAAGUGUGUCAGGACCGAAUGGAGACUUGCGCGCAUAUAGUAUCUGCGCAUAUAGGACCUCACGAAUACCAUGCCCCUGCAAAUUUCUGAGUAUCAAUGAGUAGCUAAAAGGUCUUCGAGACGCUGUGUGUAUUGUUAGACGUUGCAAUCAUAGCGGAAAGCUGGACGUGAUUCCAAUACUUGAUGUAUAUGCGGCAAUGGUUACGUCCGACGAAUCCCCUGCGGAGGCAGAGCUAUAUCAACAGGAGAGAGAGAUAAGAACGGUAGUCAACUCACUUUGGCUGAACACGUUCAAUGGUGCAUCCGGAUUGUCUCUGUCUCCGCCAACUACAACUGCCUUUGCACCCAGCUUCUGUGCCUACCUUGCUUUCUUGACGGAAGGGCAAACACCUCGCUGAGCAGCGACCCAGGUGUCCACGUCCUCCGGCUUGUGAUCCCCACUGAUGCAAAGUUGGGGGCAUCCGAGGACAGGGGUCGGCCUCAAGAAAGAUAGGUGGGGU
Messenger RNA from Dichomitus squalens LYAD-421 SS1, 906 nucleotides. RefSeq lists its product as uncharacterized. NCBI's taxonomy places the organism in Eukaryota, Fungi, Basidiomycota, Agaricomycetes, Polyporales, Polyporaceae. The coding region runs from base 604 to 804 and encodes 66 amino acids. The transcript has a single exon. The record is from RefSeq and is a predicted model, not a curated record.